CAUUCCAAUUACACACUCUCAUUGGUCAUUACAAUAAAUCACCAAGCCCAAAUAAGUCAAUCCAAAAAAAUCUACACAUACAUCCAUGGCCAUAAUAAUAAUUUUUUUUAUUAUAAUUUUCUUUCAAUCCCCCCCAAAAAUAUAUAAAUAUAUAAAAAUGAUCAAACCAAACUCAUAAUUCCAUAACUGAAAGUCACUAAUGGAUGAGACCACCACCACCAUCAUGGCAGCACUAGCCACCCUCCCAACUCCCCAACUCUCAAAUCUCACUCGCUCCAUCUUCUCCGAAACCCUUCACCGGCGACGCCGUCUCGCCGCCGUACUCUCUUCACCAACUCUCUUCUCUUUGACCCUCCACCGCCUUCACCACCUCUCUCUCCAUGACAAGACCCUCCUCAUCGCUCGCUACCUCCUCUCCUCUCUCCGCCACCUUACCCUCAAAACUACUACUACUACUAAUUAUAACUCUUUUCUCAGAACAAGAGACUUCGACGCCGUUUUGCUACUCCUCCACUUGUGCGAAGUACGCCAGCACAGCCCGGAAACCCUCGAAAUGUCGCCGUUUAACCAAUGGCGACUAACUCUGCGCAGUCUCUACGCCGAGACUCUCUUGUCAUUUGGCUCUAUAGGCAUUGGAGUUCACAACGGGUCGUUAUUAGUUCCUUAUAUAGAAACGGUUGCAAGGUGUUUGAGGUUCGUUGUUAUCGGUAGUGGAGGUGACGUGGCAGAUGCGGUGUCGGCGGUAGUUGCGCUGCCGUCUGUAGUGGUGGGCGGCGGUGGCGGUGAGUGUGUGAUAUGUAAGGAGGAAAUGAGAGAAGGGAGAGAGGUGUGUGAGCUGCCGUGUCGACACCUGUACCAUUGGAAGUGUAUUCUGCCUUGGUUUAAGAAGAGGAACACGUGUCCUUACUGUAGGUUUCAACUCCCUACGGAUGAUCUAUUUGGGGAGAUCCAACGGCUGUGGAGCCUCCUUGUCAAGAUGAGUGGGACCGGCUUCAAGGAAUGAUUUGCUUUGGUUUGACUUGAUUGCACGUGUCGCAAUCAGAUGAGGCUUCUCGAGUUUGAAGAGAUGAAUGCUGUUACGUGGUCAUUGAAUGAAUUGUAGCUGUUUUGAUAAUGACACGUGUGGUUUGGUGUAUGUAGGCUGUAGCCAUUGGAUUUUUUUUUUGUUGGUUUACUUUAAAAAAAAAUAAUAAUGAAAAUAAACAAUAGGAAAUUGUAUAAUUGCACUAGGGAUUUGGCAGCUUCAAUUAAUGUAUAACACCAUGCAAACGACGUAGUUUAAUUUAAUAUUAGUUUCCAUAUCGUUUAUCGUUUGUUA
Humulus lupulus (European hop) is the source of this 1318-nucleotide messenger RNA. RefSeq names its product E3 ubiquitin-protein ligase SGR9, amyloplastic. Gene Ontology annotation, biological process: protein ubiquitination. Gene Ontology annotation, molecular function: ubiquitin protein ligase activity. Gene Ontology annotation, cellular component: cytoplasm. The record is from RefSeq and is a predicted model, not a curated record. The transcript has a single exon. The coding region runs from base 200 to 1003 and encodes 267 amino acids. Lineage: Eukaryota; Viridiplantae; Streptophyta; Magnoliopsida; Rosales; Cannabaceae.